UGGGUCUUGCCUGUGUGUGCCUGCUUGCGUGCUUGCGUCUCUUGCGUGUCUCUACCACCACGCCACCGUUCGCGCUGGGCAUGGGAUUCGAUUGGGAUAAACACACCGGGUUUUUCCACCGAAGUCUUCUGAACCCUGGCCUACCCAGGCAGUACACCACGGCAGACACACAAAGGACGACCCUCGCCUACUUUUGCGUGACUGGGCUAGACCUUAUCGGGAAGCUUGAUUCAUGCACGGAGGCCGAAAGGGCGACGGUCAAGCGCUGGGUCUUAGCGCAACAAGUCGCAGGAGGGGACUGGCGACGACGUGGGUUUCGCGGCGGCCCGUUCGGCGUGGUAGCAGAGCCUUCACAGAGAAACGGCGAAGAUGACGCGGGCGAAGGCAAUCUGGCUGCGACCUACUCUGCGCUGGCGACGCUGGUGGCACUAGAUGUUGAUCUGACUACGGGUGUCGACAGUGACGCCAUUGUGCGGGCGCUUGGGUCACUCCAACGGGAGGAUGGAAGCUUCAAAGCUUCCGCAAGCGACUCCACGUGCGACGUCCGCUUCACCUACUGUGCCUGCGCCGUGUCAACCAUCCUGGGCAACUGGAGUGGUGUUGAUCGAAGAAAGGCCGCCGAAUACGUGGAACGGUGCUACGACUUUGAUGGGGGCAUUGGAAUGGCACCAGGGCGUGAGGCAUGCGCGGGCCCGACGUAUUGUGCGGUGGCCUCGCUAAAGCUGUUGGGGGUCCUCGAGAAGCUUCCAAUACCACGCCGACAAGGCAUUUUGGAGUGGUGCGUCAACCGACAGGGUGUCGGGUUCCAGGGCCGACCCAACAAGCCCGAAGACAGCUGCUGCUCGUUCUGGGUGGGAGCCACGCUAGCUCUCUUGGAUGGGCUGGACCUUGUGGACGAUGGUCGAGCCCGGCAAUUUCAUGUAUCUUGUCAAAACCGAAUUUGCGGUGGGUUCGCCAAGGCACCAGGCGUUCCGCCUGACAUGCUUCACAGCUUUUACUCCAUUUCCUGGCUUUCUCUGGCUGGCGAGGCUGGCGUUCAGGAGAUGGACGCCGCUCUAGGUGUCACCAGACGAGCCGCUGGGCGACUAAAACGAGACGCUGCUGAAAGUAGAUAGUAGUGCUAAGGCACUGCGAUCGAGAGAGAAUAAUAACACACCGCCGGCACAUUGAGGAGGACAUUGACUGUGGAUUGCUGUCUUGGGCGUGGUGGGGUUCCUUCUGAGCAGCACCUCUUGCCUGCACUCUUCAUGCCCUAUACUUGCCGGGAGUUUUCCGCGGGUUGUCAGUUGCAAAUUACUACUACAAGGGGAACGGGUGUUCGAAGCGUGUCCUUCCGAGAGAGAGGAUCAUCACUCUACAUUGUAGUUCGCGUCGGAUGUGCUACUUCUCUUGGUUUGUGGUCGUAGUCUAGACUCCAUCCUUUUCCAAGCGCAUAUUAGAGUACAUAAAAGUCUUAUUUUACGGCCAUCUGCCGGGAGGGGAGGGGGGAGUGGCGUGUCCGCGCGUCCAAAUGUGCAUGUCUUUACAUUAACAUACACUGCUGUACAAGGCAAGGAAAUAGCCUUUUUUUCAAUGAUGUGACUUGAUGUGACCUCGUUUGACUGAAUGACCUUAGCCAUAGAAUAACAACCUGCUGCUCAGUGUGAGCGUAAAUGAAUAGAAGUACAAACAAGACUAGCCGUCCGAGAUAUAACCAGAGCAGUCGAAGGGGGUCACAAAAUAAUCAAAUUCGGACCUUU
Molecule: messenger RNA, 1739 nt
Organism: Ectocarpus siliculosus
Lineage: Eukaryota; Phaeophyceae; Ectocarpales; Ectocarpaceae
Source: the annotation of a GenBank genome assembly